This is a messenger RNA of Xylona heveae TC161, 1818 nucleotides long. RefSeq names its product multicopper oxidase. NCBI's taxonomy places the organism in Eukaryota, Fungi, Ascomycota, Xylonomycetes, Xylonales, Xylonaceae. Bases 1 to 1818 code for a protein of 605 amino acids. The record is from RefSeq and is a predicted model, not a curated record. The transcript is spliced from 8 exons. Gene Ontology annotation, molecular function: copper ion binding; oxidoreductase activity.
AUGUCCUUUCUUUUACGCUUCUUCCUAUUUGCAGUGACACUAUUCUGCACCAGGGGUUCAUUUGUCAGUGGAGCCUAUGUGAGGGAAACGCUGGUGCUCACGGAAGAAGUUGGUGCCCCCAAUGGCCAACCGCGGGACAUGAUUAUGAUCAAUGGGCAAAUGCCUGGACCCCAAUUGAUUUUUGACGAGAAUGACGAUGUCGAGAUUACGGUACAAAACAACAUGCCCCAAAACGCCACCAUCCACUGGCAUGGUCUGUUGUAUGCUAUGCUGCCUCGCAAGGGCACACCUUGGUCUGAUGGCGUGCCUGGGCUGUCACAAAAGCCGAUCGAGCCCGGGCAGAGCUUCAUCUACCGGUUCAAAGCGUAUCCUCCCGGGCAAUACUGGUAUCACUCACACUCUCGAUCCACGCUGUUGGAUGGCCUGCACGGAGCAUUGUUCAUUCGUCACAAGCCCGACGCCCCAGCACCAUGGUCGUUGAUCAGCAAAGAACCCGACGACAUUGCCGCCAUGAGCAAUGCAGCCAGUAGUCCUCACAUUCUCGUACUAUCCGACUGGGAUCAGUAUACAUCAACCGAGUACAUGAAGGCUAACGAAGACAGCCGCGUUCAAAUCUUCUGCGUUGAUAGCAUCCUCAUCAAUGGCAAAGGAAGCGUCAACUGCCCCGGGCAGCCCUAUAUAACAUCCAUUCAAUCUGCCUUUAUGAAUGCCAGUUGGCCAAACACGACCGUCUCUGACAAGGGCUGCUUCCCCUUUGUCCCCAAGACCCAAGGCCCCUGGCUUGACCAAGCCGACCUCUCCCGCAUCCCACCGCGUCUGCAAGAAGGCUGUGUGCCCUCAAACGGCACCCACGAAGUCAUCGAAGUAGACCCGGCCGAUAAAUGGGCGAGCAUCAACUUUGUCAGCGCGUCCACGUUCAAAGUCAUCUCCGCCGCCAUUGAUGCACACGAAUUCUACGUCUACGAGGUCGACGGGCAAUACAUUGAGCCACAGCGCGUCGACACCAUUCUCGCCUUUGCCGGCGAGCGCUACUCGGUCAUGAUCAAACUCGACAAGGACCCGGCAGACUACCCCAUCCGCCUCCCUGACGGCGGUUUCACCCAAAUCAUCUACUCCUCGGCCACCCUGCGCUACAAGUCCAAUUCUUCCGUCCCCAAGCUUGCCUACAACGGCGACUACCUCAACAACGCCACCGUCCUCGACGUGCUCAACAUGCCCCCCUUUCCGUCCACGAUAACGCCGUCCCUGACCUCGGACGCCAUGCAUUUGCUUGACCUUGGCAAAGCCAACUCGAGCUGGCGCUUCACCAUGAGCGGCAAAGCCCUCUACAUUCAAGACCGCGACGCCUACACGCCGCUCCUCUACAACCCGUCCUUGCCCGAUGCUUUCGACCCGGAACUUGUCAUUCGCACACAAAACGGGACCUGGGUCGACCUCGUUUUGCAAGUCGGCUGGGACCCGCGCUGGCCCAACGACUUCCCGCACGCCGCCCACAAGCACUCGAACAAGUUCUGGCAGAUUGGCGUCGGCGCCGGCAUCUGGAACUACAGUUCCGUUGACGAAGCCAUCAAGGCCAACGCGUCCAAUUUCAAUCUUGUCAACCCGCCCUAUCGCGAUACCUUUAUGACCGCGUUUGGCGGGCCCAAUUGGCGAGUCCUGCGAUAUCAAGUGAUGAACCCCGGCGCGUGGCUGUUUCAUUGUCAUUUGGAAGAGCAUUUGGCCUCGGGCAUGGCCGUUGCCAUUCUUGACGGGGUCGAUGCCUGGCCCGAGAUUCCAGCAGAGUAUGGGGUUGACCAGAAGGGGCAUAUGCCGCUGUGA